Torulaspora globosa is the source of this 1179-nucleotide messenger RNA. It is a transcript of the gene BIO2, whose product is annotated as biotin synthase. Gene Ontology annotation, cellular component: mitochondrion. The coding region runs from base 1 to 1179 and encodes 392 amino acids. Gene Ontology annotation, molecular function: biotin synthase activity; 2 iron, 2 sulfur cluster binding. The record is from RefSeq and is a predicted model, not a curated record. Lineage: Eukaryota; Fungi; Ascomycota; Saccharomycetes; Saccharomycetales; Saccharomycetaceae. Gene Ontology annotation, biological process: biotin biosynthetic process. The transcript has a single exon.
AUGUUUUCCAGAGGCGUGAGAGCACUUUCCACCGCUAGUGGCGUAUGCAUGAGGGCCAAUUCCUCUAUGGCGGCAGCCGCGGCAGCAGCAACAUCCCAACCAAACCCAUCAGGCUUUGCGAAAUCAGCACUCGAAUACGCAAUGUCGUUGGAGGAGCCAUGUCAUAGUUGGACAAAGGAACAGCUGGCAUCCAUUUAUCACACUCCUUUGAUUGAAUUGGUCCACAACGCUCAACUGCAACACAGGAAAUGGCAGGAUGCAUCUAAAGUUCAAUUGUGUACUUUGAUGAACAUCAAAACUGGUGGAUGUUCGGAAGAUUGCAAGUACUGCUCUCAGUCGUCUCGUAAUGACACUGGACUGAAGGCAGAAAAGCUGGUGCAGGUCGAAGAAGUACUGAAAGAGGCCGAAGAAGCUAAGAGAAACGGUUCCACAAGGUUCUGUCUUGGCGCUGCGUGGAGAGACAUGAACGGCAGGAAAUCAGCCAUGAAGAGGAUCUCAGAAAUGAUCAGCAAGGUUAAUGACAUGGGCUUGGAGACCUGCGUCACCCUGGGGAUGCUGAAUGAGGAGCAAUCAAAGCAACUAAAAGAGGCAGGUUUGACCGCCUACAAUCACAACAUCGACACUUCUAGAGAGCAUUACAAGAACGUCAUCACAACAAGAACUUACGAUGAAAGGCUGGAAACGAUCAAGAAUGUUCAAAAUUCUGGUAUCAAGGCAUGCACAGGCGGUAUUCUAGGUCUAGGCGAAACGGAGGAAGAUCACAUUGGAUUCCUGUAUACUCUAUCGAACAUGUCGCCACAUCCAGAAUCGUUGCCAAUUAACAAACUUAUUGCAAUCAAGGGCACCCCCAUGGCCGACGAAAUGGCGAAGCCAAGUACCAAGAAAUUGGAGUUCGAUGAAAUUAUUAGAACAAUUGCAACUGCUAGAAUUGUCAUUCCACAGGCUAUUAUCAGAUUGGCUGCAGGGCGUUACACAAUGAAGGAGACUGAGCAGUUUCUAUGCUUCAUGGCUGGCUGCAACAGUAUUUUCACCGGUAAGAAAAUGCUAACUACGAAGUGUGUUGGCUGGGAUGAGGACAAAGCUAUGCUUAAGAAAUGGGGCCUGGAACCCAUGGAGGCAUUCCAGUAUGAUGCUCUUGAAGAGCAAAGAAAGAAGAAGUUACAAGCAGCGGCUGCUUGA